AUACGUUACAUCCGGUCUGUCUCAUCUCGCUAGCAGUCAUGGCUGCGUUUGGUGAAAUGGGCGUUAUGCCAGAAAUCGCGCAAGCAGUUGAGGAGUUGGAUUGGCUCCUCCCGACUGACAUCCAGGCGGAGUCUAUUCCAUUAAUUCUUGGAGGAGGAGACGUCCUUAUGGCGGCUGAAACAGGCAGCGGCAAAACUGGCGCCUUCAGCAUCCCUCUGAUCCAGAUUGUGUAUGAGACCAUGAAGGACCAGCAGGAAGGGAAGAAGGGCCGAGCCGCCGUCAAGACUGGGGGUGCAGUGUUCAGUAAAUGGCAGAUGAACCCUUAUGACAGAAGCACAGCUUUUGCUAUCGGUCCAGAUGGUAUGUGUUGCCAGAGCCGUGAGUUCAAGGAAUGGCACGGCUGUCGUUCAACCCAGGGCGUCACUAAAGGGAAGUACUACUACGAGGUGUCUUGUCAUGAUCAGGGGCUGUGCAGAGUUGGCUGGUCAACAAGUCAGGCUGCACUGGAUUUAGGUACUGAUAAAUAUGGCUUUGGCUUUGGAGGGACCGGGAAGAAAUCCAACAACAAGCAGUUUGACAGCUAUGGAGAGGAGUUCACAAUGCACGAUACUAUUGGAUGUUACUUGGAUCUAGACAAAUCUCAGAUGUCCUUCUCUAAGAAUGGUAUUGACCUGGGCCUGGCCUUCACCAUCCCAGCACAGCUAAAAGGCCAGGCAUUCUUUGCUUCCUGUGUUCUCAAGAAUGCCGAGUUGAAGUUUAACUUUGGAGGCGAGAGCUUCAAGAACAAGCCUGCUGAGGGCUUUGUAGCUCUGGAUCAAGCACCUGAGGGACACGCGGUCAAAUCCAGCCAGACAGGGAGCGCAAAAGUAAGCCAGGUGAAGGUUAUGAAUAACGCCCCUAAGGCCAUCAUCAUUGAGCCGUCUAAAGAGUUGGCUGAGCAGACCCACCGCGUGGUCAACCAGUUCAAGAAGAAUGUGGACAACCCCAAAGUGAGGGAUCUGCUGGUGAUUGGUGGAGUGGCAGCUAAAGAGCAGCUCUCCGUGCUGGAGCAGGGGGUGGAUAUCGUAGUGGGCACGCCAGGAAGGAUGGAGGAUCUCAUCUCUACAGGGAAGCUCAACCUCUCCCAAGUCCGCUUCUUUGUGCUAGACGAGUGUGAUGGUCUUCUGUCGGCGGGCUACACAGACUUCAUCAUGAAGAUCUACAACCAGAUCCCCCAGGUCACCUCUGAUGGGAAGAGGCUUCAGGUGAUUGUUUGCUCUGCGACGCUGCACUCGUUUGACGUGAAGAAGCUGUCUGAGAAGAUCAUGCACUUCCCCACCUGGGUGGACCUGAAGGGAGAGGACUCUGUCCCUGAGACCGUCCAUCACGUGGUGGUCCCCGUUAACCCCAAAUCUGACCGCCUCUGGGAGAAGCUGGGCAAGAACCACAUCAGGACUGACGAGGUUCAUGCCAAGGACAACACACGACCAGGAGCCAACAGCCCAGAGAUGUAUUCAGAGGCCAUUAAGAUCCUGAAGGGGGAAUACACAAUCCGUGCCAUCAAGGAGCACAAGAUGGACCAGGCCAUCAUCUUCUGCAGGACCAAGAUCGACUGCGACAACAUGGAACAGUACUUUGUCCAACAGGGGGGAGGACCAGAUAAAAAAGGCCACCAGUUGUCCUGUGUCUGUCUCCAUGGUGACCGCAAGCCAAAUGAACGCAAGAGCAACCUGGAGCGAUUCAAGAAACAGGAAGUGAAGUUCCUGAUCUGUACAGAUGUGGCAGCUAGAGGCAUCGACAUCCACGGUGUGCCCUACGUGAUCAAUGUCACCCUGCCUGAUGAGAAACAGAAUUACGUUCACCGCAUUGGCAGAGUGGGUCGAGCUGAGAGGAUGGGGUUGGCCAUCUCUCUGGUUGCCAUGGAGAAGGAGAAGGUGUGGUACCACGUGUGUGCGAACCGAGGAAGAGGAUGCUACAACACCAGGCUGAAGGAGGAUGGAGGAUGCACCAUCUGGUACAAUGAGAAGCAGCUGUUGUCUGAGGUCGAGGAGCAUCUGAACUGCAUCAUCACACAGUGUGAGCCUGACCUCAAAGUUCCCGUGGACGAGUUUGACGGCAAGGUGACAUACGGCCAGCGCAGAGCAACAGGAGGUGGUAGCUAUAAGGGUCAUGUGGAUAUCCUGGCUCCGACUGUGCAGGAGUUGGCCAACCUGGAGAGAGAGGCUCAGACAUCCUUCUUACACCUGGGAUACCUGCCCAACCAGCUGUUCAAAGCCUUCUAAACAUACACACAGACACACAUACAGACACACACUCACACACACACACACACAGAGACACACAUACAGACACAUAGUGAGAGAGAGUCUCUGCCCACCCAGCUGUUCAAAGCCUUCUAACACACACACACACAGGGUCGCUGCCCAACUUGCUGUUCAAAGUCUCCUAUGACCAACAGACAGACGCACACACACACACACACACACACACACACACACACACACACACACACACACACACACACACACACACACACACCGGGUCCCUGCCCAGACAGCUGUUCAAAAACACAAAUAAACACAUACACACACCUGGGACACCUGUCCAAACAGCAGCUGUUCAAAACUAACACACACACUUUGAGGAUCUCUGCCCAAUCAGCUGUUCAGAGUGUUCAAAGCGUGUCUGCCUCAGAAUACACAUACCAACUUGAACAACUGUUCCAAUCUUACACACACACGAACAGCUGCGUGUGUAUCCAGUAGCUCAAAGCUCCUGAUCUCCUCAAGUGACCAUGACAAUGUUGGUGAUACACAGCCCCACAUUGCAGUCCCCCCCUAAUAGGCGUGCUCUCUCUCUCACAGCAACCGCUAACGUACCCCUCUGUCCAUCAGUAGAGAAAGUCACGAGAGAACCUUCAGAAUCUUCUGUUUACUGAAAUAAAUAACCCCGACUGAAGAGCAAAGGCAAGACAGCACAUGAUUGGGUAGACAGGGGUUUUUUUUCUUCUUCUCUUUAAGUUUAUUUUUUCUGUCCUUCAAAAGGAUGAAGAUAUUCUUGAGUUGUGCUUAAUGGCUUUUGUUCCACGUAAUAAAGCUAUAGUGUGAAUGCCA
Messenger RNA from Alosa alosa (allis shad), 3092 nucleotides. RefSeq names its product DEAD (Asp-Glu-Ala-Asp) box helicase 1 (gene ddx1). Lineage: Eukaryota; Metazoa; Chordata; Actinopteri; Clupeiformes; Clupeidae. The transcript is spliced from 26 exons. Gene Ontology annotation, molecular function: protein binding; ATP binding; nucleic acid binding. Bases 39 to 2261 code for a protein of 740 amino acids. The record is from RefSeq and is a predicted model, not a curated record.